AUGGCAAGAAAUUAUAAAACAGAAAUGACUCUUGAGGAACACAAACGAAAAAUUUUUAUUCAGAGUAUAAGUCCUGAAACGACAAAACGAUCAUUACAGGAUUAUUUUUCUUCAUAUCCAAUUGAUUGGUGUGCAGUUCCGCGUGAUGAAACAGGUAAAAAUAAAAUGCAUGGUAUAGUCGUGUUUUUUACAAAAGAAAGUGUUGAUGCUGUAAUGGAAAAACGUGUCCAUCGAAUCGAUGGCAAAGAAGUUUUCAUUCAUCGAUCAGUUCCGUCGCAAACAUCAGGGAAGGACAGUCUUGGAAUUCAACAGUUGAUUGUAUCAAGUUUAAACAAUCAAUCAUUAGUCGAAUCAGAGCUUAAACAAUACUUUGCUCCAUAUGGAACAAUUGAUGAAAUGAAAAUGGAUGGGAAAAAAUGGAUUAUUACGUUUGAUGAUUAUGAUUCAGUCGACAAAAUCCUGUUAGAUUCUCCACACCAAAUUAAAUCAAUUGAUGUUAGUGUUGAGAAAAAUAAUCGAGAUAUGCAACAUAGACAGUCGUUUGCUCCAGAACCGACGUUCAAUACUCAAAAUAACAAUAAUACUGGCGUAGUACCGCAAAAAUCGAAUCUGAAACAAGUGACGAUGAACGAACGAGUCGCAUGUCUUAAUUUGCCUGAAAAACGGUAUCGUAUUCGUAUUACGAAUUUACCAAACAAUAUAGAUGCUGAAACUUUAUCCGAAGCAUUGGACUGGGAUAUUUGUGAUAUUGUGAUGAUUCCAUCCGUCGGUGAUCGAACUUCAUCAGCGCAAUGUUGGCUGAAAAAUCCCAAUAAUAAAGGAGAAGUGGACCAUUUCAUUCAACGUUGGAACGGAAAACCUUUUAAGGGAUUUACUAUUGAAUGCAAUAAAGAAGAAGAUGAAUUAGAAUUAUGUAAUAAAUUUCAAUUUGGUCAGUGCCAAAAAACUAGUACCAACUGUGAUUGGGAGCAUAUAAUUUGUACGGCAAAUGGUGCUUGUGCAUCGACUUGUCCUUAUGGCCAUUCAUCCGGCAUGAAGUCACAAGAUACUUCUCGGAGUGCUAUAGAGGAAAAUCUCUUCUUCUUUUCAUUGGAUAUACCAACGACGAACACUAACUAUCGAGUAAAACUCAGUGGUUUUAGAACACAAGUAACACCCAAAAAUCUUGCUCAACGAUUUGGUUCUCAUAAUUAUUAUGUCGAUUCUAACCAUGAUCGCGUUGGAUACAUAGUCAAAAUCCAGACUAUGAAGUAUGCCAGACAAUUGAUGGCCAAAUGGCAUAAUAAAAAUAUAGAUGAUCAAAACAUUACCUGUCAAUUGGAGCUUAACCCAAUAUCGUCUGCUCAUCGUAACAUCUGUCGCUCCGAGGCAGGUUCAAUUAAUGAAGAACGAAAACGAAACCGUUCUCGUAGUCGCCCACGCGAUGCUCAAAGUGUUUAUAGCAUCCAAGAUACAUCUGAUCUUGGAGAUCCAGAUAAUACCAAUUCAAUGAUGAUUGACAAUCGAGAAUUCGAUAGAGAUAUUCGUAUUAGUGCCAAAGCUAUCAGAGAUGUUACAUCAAACAUUGAAAUGAAAUAUAAAUUACGUAGUGAUAUAGCAACAGAUAAAUUACCUAGCGAUGUACCAACAGAUAAAUGGGAAGUAACAAAAAAAGCACCGAACAGUGAUGAAAAGGUAUUAUUAAUACGUAGUAAAGCGGAUCGAAAAGAGCUCGCCGUGAUUAAGACUUAUCCAAAGGAAUUUCUAAAUAAUUUUCAACAUGAAAUAACAAUUAUGAAAGAUUUGAAAGAUGUCAAAGGUGUAUGUCAAUUGAUUGAACCAGAAAAUUUAUCGAACAAUCUCGUUCAACGAUGUAUUAAUAGUGAUAGUUUAUGGAUGGUUAUGAAACGAGCUCCUGGUUGUUCAUUGAAAGAAUUCAUUGAACAAACAUGUCAAGGUCCUCUUGAUAUUUUAUCAGCGAUUCAACUAACUCUAAAUCUAAUGCAAAUUAUACAACAGGUGCAUAAAAAAGGAUUAUUUCAUUUGAAUUUAUCGCCAGAAAAUAUUAUGAUCGAACAGAAUUUAAGAGUUUCAUAUAAUCGAGCUCAACUAACUAUAUUGAAUUUCAAUCAAGCUACGAUAGUGUCAGACAGAACAUAUAUACCGGUUACAACAUCAGCACAGAAAUGGUAUCAUGCACGACAAAUAGAUGAUAAAGGAUUGAGUUCAACUAUCGAUCCAUCUACAAUCUGUGCGAUUCUUUUCUGGUUACUGACACGAAUCGGUCCUCAACACAGUACUGAUGCACUUCCCCAUCAACAAGCACGUGAACAAUUUGAUGACAUGAUCAAAAGUACCGUCAAGUUCGUAGACAUGAGUCAACAAAUCGCACUGAAAGAACAAUUAAAAAUGUAUUUAAUGGAUACAUUUGAUCGUGCUUUCGGCUAUCCAUACCAUCAUCCAUGGACGAUCAACGAUCUUGAAUGUCGAUUAAAGUCAAUUCUUCAAUUACUGACACCAAUCGAACCUAAGCUAGAUACCACUGACGGUAUUUUUCAAGAAUUGAUAUCGAUCUCGGAUGUUGUAUCAAUCCCACCUAUUGCAACCGGUAGUAUUCAACGUGAUGCCUUUGCAAAAGCAUCAGGAGCAUUCUAUCAGGCAAAGAAACAUUUCUUGGACAAUAGACAAAAUCAAUAUGAAUGGUCUGAUGGACAUUGCAUAUGGGUUCAUAAUCCACAUAGUUCAAUCAAUGAACGUGAUAAUGAUGAUGUGCUUACGUAUCAUUUAACUCGGGGAAGAACGACCACAUCUUAUUCUGUGAUUAUCACGUGUUUAGCAAGUUGUAGCGAAGAAGGAAGUGUAAUGACAUUGUCUAUUGGUAGCGAUGUCAAUGGAAAAACGAUUCGAAUGCCUAUUGGCCAAUAUUCCACAGCUCAAGAUUAUAUAGCAGAUGUACAGGAAAAGUUUAAGGCAGAAUUAAGGAAUCUACUCUUAGCCAUUUAUAAUGAACGAAAAACAAGUAACGUUCAUCUUUUGAUUAGCUGA
Messenger RNA from Adineta steineri, 3024 nucleotides. The record is from the annotation of a GenBank genome assembly. Lineage: Eukaryota; Metazoa; Rotifera; Eurotatoria; Adinetida; Adinetidae.